Penicillium egyptiacum is the source of this 1326-nucleotide messenger RNA. The record is from the annotation of a GenBank genome assembly. Lineage: Eukaryota; Fungi; Ascomycota; Eurotiomycetes; Eurotiales; Aspergillaceae.
AUGUCAGACUCAGCAACCAAACCCGCUAUGGGUCAAAGGCGACCACCAAGGAGCGCGGGUAGGCGCAGGCUCGAUGCACCCGGGGAAGCUAUACUGUCUGAGGAUCGGCGAAGCCAAAUCCGGCGUGCUCAGAGAACCUAUAGACUGAAGAAAGAAGCAAGUCUUCAACAAACCCAGAAACGAGUGGCCUUCCUCGAAUAUAAGAUCAAAGAGAUCUCAAAUUCACUUGCGGAAUACAGGGUCACUCUUCAGUCUAGCCUGCACGGCACCCAUUGCGAACUUCUCAGGGAUUUUGACGGCAUCCUGAGUCUUCUGACUUCUGCAUCCGAGGACUUUGUUCAGGGAACCAGCGUUAACGACGUUUCAUUGAGAGAAACUUCCAAGAAGUCUACUCCAGAAUCACUCAAGGACAUCCAAUGUGAUGGCCUUUUCGCCAAUGAUACUAAUUCUCGUCACCAAGCUAUUGCCGAGCCAAGCUCCACAUGCAUUGGUACGUCCCCGGAAACCGAGGCCAACCCGUAUCAGGAAAAUGGGGAGAGGGUCCUUUGUCGAUCCCCACCUGUCAUGCAGGAACAAAGAGAAUUCGAUCCCAUUGCGCAAAUCCUCGAUCGAUUUGGUGGAGCCAAUGUUCCCGAUUCAUAUGCAUUCCUGGAAAGUUCCUUCACUCGAAGACUCAAACGAUCCAGUCUGGAGCACGCCUUUCGAAUAUUUAGUGAUACUCGCUCUGAUCCCCUCGAAGUCUUCCGAGUAUUCAGGCUCGUCCCCUGUUUCCGGGAUAGGGCAAAGAUGUACCCUUACUUUAGGGACCUGGUCACUUCUGAACGAGGCAGUUCGCUGGAGAUUUCUACACUACCAUUUUAUUGUAUUGGGGGAGCUGGGACACAUUAUGCGACGAAAGAUGAAAAAGGGAAUCCCAUGUUACCCCCGAGGAUGAGACACCCUCGAAGGAUACUCGGCAAUCUACCCAUGUCCGGGAUUCCCGGUGACCCGAAUUCUGUCUAUCAGGCUCAGAGUCAUCUUGAGCUUUGUGGGUUCGGCGGCCAGUGGUUUGAUUGCCGCGAUGUGGAAGGAUAUCUUAGGGAGAAAGGUGUGGACUUGGACGGACCUGGUUCGUUUCCCACCGUGCAUAAUUUAGCACUGAGCCCCGGUCAAUCCGAUUUUGGGUCUGCUUUAUUGGACACUCAAUGCAUAUCAUUUUCUGAAACCCAGACUGCUUCGGCAUUACCUCAACAACCAUCAUGUUGCGUACUCGACGUUGAAUCUUUCUUGAUAGGUGAGCUUUCGCACCGACAUUAUGUUAAAGUCUCUUUCCUAAAAAAUACGUAA